This is a messenger RNA of Candidozyma auris, 1530 nucleotides long. It is a transcript of the gene PRI2, whose product is annotated as DNA primase subunit PRI2. The record is from RefSeq and is a predicted model, not a curated record. Gene Ontology annotation, biological process: DNA replication, synthesis of primer. NCBI's taxonomy places the organism in Eukaryota, Fungi, Ascomycota, Pichiomycetes, Serinales, Metschnikowiaceae. The coding region runs from base 1 to 1530 and encodes 509 amino acids. Gene Ontology annotation, cellular component: alpha DNA polymerase:primase complex. The transcript has a single exon.
AUGUUCAGACAAACGAAAAGGAGAACAGCGGGUAGAAGGAAUUUUGAGGAAGUGUCUUCUUACGCUGAGUCCUCCAAAUCAUUGUACCCAUCGAGGUUGUCAUUUUAUGACUUACCUCCAUUGGAAGAGAUCACAUUGGAGGAGUUCGAAAGCUGGGCAAUUGAUAGGUUGAAGAUCUUGAUUGAAAUUGAGUCAUGUUUAGCUAGAUCGAAGCCACUCAAGGAUAUUGAAACGGUGGUGAGACCGCUCUUGCUCAAAUUUUUACCUUUGAACCCGCCCUCGUCUGGCUCAGACGCCCAGAUAAUCGCCGAAAGAAAGAAGGACCAUUAUUCCCAUUACACGUUGCGUCUUGUGUUUUGCAGAACAGAAGAACUCAGGAAGAAGUUUGUUAAGAACGAAGCAACAUUAUUCAAGAUCAGGUACAAUAUGCUCCAGCCAAAAGAACAGUUGGAGUUUGCGAAGUUGUACAGCGACAAGUUGAUGUGGGAAUACAUCUCUAAUGAAGAGAAGCUUGAACUAAUGGACGAGUUGGUUGCUGCCUCAGGACCAGUUAUAAGAACAAUCUUGACCAUUGAGAACGCGGGAGAUGCCAAUUUCUCAAUCACUUCUGAGCAACUAAGGCACCACAUUCGAAACAAGGAAAGCUUCAUCAAGUUGCCUUUUGAGAAGGUUCCUAAUUUGGUGUCUCUGAGACAAGUGUACCUCCGUCGUGGUUUUGCAUACAUCCCUUCUACAUUGCAAGUUUCAUUGCUUUCAGUGGUGUUCAGUGAGCUGUUGAACCUGGCGCUUCUAAAGACCUUCCAAGCAAUCCCGAGACUCGAGGAAGAUGAUCGUUUAUUACCUCUCCUCAACAAUUUGUCCCGCGGCUUUGCAAGCAUUCAAUACGAUAGCUUUGCUGACCCUGCCACUGCAUCUGAUAUCAACGCUACUUCGGUGACCACUCCGCAAAUCUCCAAGCAUUACCCACUUUGUGCAUCCCACCUUCAGAAAGCAUUGGUCGCCAACUCUCACUUAAAGUACAACGGUAGGCAACAGCUAGGAUUGUUUCUUAAAGGUAUUGGUCUUAAUGUUGAUGAGGCUAUGAAAUUCUGGUCAUACCAAUUCACAAAGUCUUCGAAGAUGAAUAUGGAUACGUUUAACAAAGAGUAUAAGUAUAACGUUAGACACACGUAUGGUCUAGAGGGUGGUCGUAUAAAUUACAAGCCGUGGGACUGUGCGACGAUAUUGCUGAAACCAAAGCCUCAAAAGGGCGAAUACCAUGGUUGUCCAUACAGAGACUUGCCUCUUGAGCUGUUGGUAGAGACGUUGGGUCAGAUGGGAAUACAAGACCAACAUGACAUCAACGGUAUCGUCGAAGAUGUCAACAAAAACGACUACACAGUGGCUUGCACGCGUGUUUUUGAAAUCACCCACAAGCAUCAGCUCCAAGGAAAGAACGAGAACCUUCAUAUCAACCACCCCAACUUGUACUUUGACAGGUCAAGACAGUUGGAGCGUAACGAUACGAAGGCUGUGUCUACCGCGAGAUAA